AUGGCUUGCGUUGCUGCGGUCUUUGCCUUGGUGGAGGAUCUCAUGCUGCGACCGCAGCCAGGCGAGGCGGCGGUGACGUCAGCUUCGAAUUGCCAAAAAGAGGUGAUCUUUCCAUUUCCACUGAUUUCCCUUGAGGUCACAUCAGACUUGAAUGGCGCCAUAGUGUGGUUUAUUGCAGGCUUUGGUGCUAGAUUGUUGUGUAUUGGAAAGGGUCGUAAUGAAGGACGAUGGGUGCUCGGAAAGUCUAGAAUAGAAGAAGCCGUUGAAGACCGGUGUCUCAAACAGAAGUCCUGCCGAAUGACCCAUAAAGUCUUUGCUUAA
Molecule: messenger RNA, 321 nt
Organism: Hyaloscypha bicolor E
Lineage: Eukaryota; Fungi; Ascomycota; Leotiomycetes; Helotiales; Hyaloscyphaceae
Exons: 1
Coding region: 1-321 (106 amino acids)
Source: RefSeq, a predicted model, not a curated record